UCUCUUCAAUUCGUCUUUCCCGUUCUUCUGUCUCUUAUAACCACGCUCCCCCCUCUUGCUCCUCCUAGCAGAUUCAUCGUAUUCUCUCUUCUCUCCCCCCAGUCAACUCUGGACCUCUACCAUAAUCACCGAUGAUGAACUCCGACACGGCACCCCUCCCGGCCUCCUACUGGUGCUACAGCUGCACCCGCUUUGUCCGCCUCUCCGAUCGGGGUGAUGUCGCCUGCCCUCACUGCCAAAGCGGCUUCGUUGAAGAGAUCCACGACCACCCUUCCUCCGAUCAUCACCACCUGAGCCCCUUUCCUCCUCCCAUCUUCCCCGAUUCAGCUCCUACUUCCUACGAUUUCAGCCGACAAGGGUUCCGUCGAAGACGCCGCAACGCCGGCAACAGAUCGCCCUUUAACCCUGUAAUUGUUCUUCGUGGACCCGUCGACGCAACCGCCGGACAGAACGGUGUCGGUGGUGACCAGGAGGAAAGCAGCUUCGAGUUGUACUACGAUGACGGGGACGGCUCUGGUCUCCGACCCUUGCCGCCGACCAUGUCUGAGUUCUUGUUAGGGUCAGGGUUCGAACGGCUUCUGGAGCAGUUUGCUCAGAUCGAAAUGAAUGGGUUCGGGCGUUCCGAGAACCCGCCCGCUUCCAAAGCAGCCGUAGAGUCGAUGCCCACGGUCGUUAUUGAGGAGACCCAUGUGGGUUCCGAUGCCCACUGUGCCGUGUGCAAGGAGGCGUUUGAACUGGGUACGGAGGCGCGUGAGAUGCCCUGCAAGCACAUAUACCACUCAGACUGCAUCCUCCCGUGGCUUUCAAUGCGCAAUUCGUGCCCCGUGUGCCGCCAUGAGCUGCCGUCAGAUCGGAACACAGUGGACAGUAGAAUGUCGGGGCAAAUCGAUGACGAAACAGUAGGAUUGACGAUUUGGAGGCUGCCUGGCGGGGGCUUCGCGGUUGGGAGGUUCUCUGGUGGUCGCAGAGCCGGUGAGAGUCAUUUCCCUGUUGUAUACACAGAAAUGGACGGAGGACUCAAUGCAAACGGAGCUCCGAGAACAGUUUCCCGAGCAGCGAGAAGCACCAGAGUCAGAGAAAGUCGUGGCUUUGGCAGAAUCGUUCGCAACUUCUUGUCAUUCUUUGGGAGGCGCCGGUCAAGGUCAAGUUCAAGUUCAAGUUCAUCAGCUGGUUCUGAGCGCGAGUCCAUGAGCAUAAGUCGUAGCCAUUCGAUCUCAUUAUUCGGUAGGAACUCGAGGAGGCGCAGCAGAACUUGGGUCUUGGAAGAUUGAAUUUGGAAAUAGCAAUUUUGGGAAGAAAAUUAUUGAUUUGGGACACCAUUUUCAGGGAAGAGAUUCAUUCUGUACAUAGCAUAGAACUAUCAAGUAUAAAUUUUUAAUUCUGCAUCAAUUAGCGGAUCUGUGAAAGAUUACGAAAUGGGUCUGACGACUUGAUUCGGUAGAUUGCAAUUUUUGUGGGAAAGAAACGUGCGCUACUUCACAUUGCUAGCUGGCAGUGAUGGUGUUGGUAGCUGAGAGAACCGACGGAGCACACAGCUAUGGAUUCAAAGAAGAAGCGAAAGCGAUGCUUAUGACCCCGUGCUCUAAAUUAUUGAUUCGCCCAAUCGCCCAUGCCAAGUUUAUCCCGUCGCAUAUUCAUUGUAAUCAUUCGUUCAAGAUAGAUUAUGUUUUUUAAUUUCUUGGCAUAAGAUGCCGCUUCCAGUUUGCAGUAUAGAAUGGUUGUGACAAAUUGUGGAGAAUAAAAUAACUGCAAUUGUUGAUA
Molecule: messenger RNA, 1761 nt
Organism: Neltuma alba
Lineage: Eukaryota; Viridiplantae; Streptophyta; Magnoliopsida; Fabales; Fabaceae
Product: E3 ubiquitin-protein ligase RDUF2-like
Exons: 1
Coding region: 132-1271 (379 amino acids)
Biological process (GO): protein ubiquitination
Cellular component (GO): cytoplasm
Molecular function (GO): ubiquitin protein ligase activity
Source: RefSeq, a predicted model, not a curated record